AAUGCACAAUACUUUCGCAAACGAGAUGCGUGAGGCAGGAAAGGACACAACUAUAUCUCUGUCCUUUUUUAAUUCAUGCCGUUCGCGAAUUAACAGACUUUUAGGGUCUUAUUGGAGAAAGACCUUUAGAAGGAAAAGAGUCUGGCGCCUGCGUGCAUAUGCUUCAAAUGGAGUGACAGAGAAAGACAAUUUAAGUAAAAGAGAGACAGGAAAUUCAAAUAACUUUGUUGCCUGUUUCUGAAGUCCGAUCUUUUCAUAGAAGCACAUGGUAGUACAUGCCGGUAGCUGCAAAUUCGCUUUUAUAAUUAACGGCAGGUGUAUCAAGUUUUAUACAAUGCAGAAUACAGAAAAUAGUGACACUGCGUUGUUGGAAAUAGUUAAACUGAAUCCAUGUCUGUAUGACAGAAAUCAUCAGGUUUUUUAUACAAAAGUAGGCCUGAAAGAUGCAUGGUUGCAGGUGAAAGAGCAAUUGAAUCUCCGGGGAUACCCAAUUGACGAUCCCGAAAAAAGAUUCCAUCAAUUGAGGACUUAUUUUAUGAGGCACUACCGGGAAAAAAACUGUGGCUGGAAAUACUACAGCAAAAUGACGUUUCUUAUAGGUCAUUUUAAAUCCACUGUCGACUGUAAAACGAAGGAGACCACAUUUACUCAACCAGCAAAUAGUACGACAUUGUCUGCAGAAUCUGUCAUGGGACAAUUACAAAAAGGAAAAAGCCUAAUUGAUCCAUCUUUGUUUCUAAUACCAAGAGCACCGAAUGAUGCAAAUGGAUAUCCAAAUAAUGUUGGAAAUCAAAGAAGUUUUGCACUUCAGAACAAUUUUGCAGCUUCUAACACAUUCACCGUUUCCAGCAAGUCGUUGAAUGAAAUAUCUUCGCAUGAAAGAGGAAAAGGAACAGAUGAUCCAAACAAUCGCCCAAUGAAAAUUGGAGUAGCUUCUCUAAAUAGUCCAGUAUUUUCAAAUGUAUUUUCAAGCACGACUCUUGGUAAUAGGUUCACAGGACAAAUAGUAGAUGCAGGAAAUAUUCCUUCGACCAGCUCUACUAGGACAUCUAUUCCAAUGACUUUAAUUCAUUCACCUUCGCUGACGUUAUUACCAAUCGAAAUGUCUGGAUUAGAAAAUGGAGAAAGAGGGUCAGAACAAAAUAAUGAAACCUCAUUUUCAAACAUACAUACUCCUGAUAAUCCCACUAUUUCAUCUGAGUUUGAAGAUUGGGAGGAAAAAUAUCCAACACUUGAAUAUGAAGGGCUUGAAUUUCCAGAUGAAGUUAUAGAAUUAUCGGACGAUGAUUUACCUGCUGACGAUGCUAUUCACCAAAACACUUCUGCACAAUUUUCGAAUUUAAAUGAAACUUCCAGAGACAGUGGUAGAGAUAAUUCUGAAAUCAUAAGAAGACGCACUAUAGAUGUUUUUAGAAGCAGUAGUGAGAUAGACUCUAAUUCUCUCCAUGAAAUGCGUAAAUACAGAUCCAAGAACGAAAACAGAAAAAGAUCUUUUGAUGUUGUUAGCAACGCUAGCUAUGGAGACACCAAUAAUUUUCAUGAAAUUCAAGAACAAAUUAGAAACGAUAUCGAAAUAAAAAGAAGCAGAUUCUUGGAUGGUUUUAGAAGCGCUAACGAUAUGGACUCCAAUUCUCUCCCUGAAAUUACCGAAAACGGUGGUAGUUACGAUACCGAAAUUCAAAACAGAUCUUUAGAUAUUUCCAAUCUUAAUAUAGAAGAAGCUAAUUCGAAUUUAUUUUUAACUGAGGAAAACCAUUUGACGUCCGAAAAUAAUGAAAAUGAUCUUGCGUUAGUUGCACGUCAGAUGUUACCUGUGCAAAACCAAAUAGAAAUCAAUUCAGAUUUGUCACGUUCCAUUUCUUCAAUUAAUGUUCCUCGUAAUUUUCCUGUUAAUGUAGCCAAGAAACAAUCUCCGAAUCCAGUUAAUAUAUCUUUUGAAAAUGGCAAAUUUUGUCGCGUUUCUGAAAUCCGCUCUCGUGAAAAAGAACAUGACAGUAAAUUCAAAAAAAAUAGUGUAAAUAGAGUUCCUCCUGAUGACGAUUUCGCAAACAAAAAGAAAAGAAAAAUUGAAUCUACGAAUAACGCAAUUGAAAACGCUUUAGUAAAAACAGCAGAUGAGUUACAUAUACUCACAAGUAAUUUAAAUGACUAUAUGAAAAUGAAAACGGAAUUCAUGCGAACUCAAAUGCAAGAAAAGAGAAAUGAUAAGCCAGUUGAUUCGUCUGAAAUUAUUUUUGAGACAAUUGGAAAUAAUUUUAAAAAAUUAUCAUUGUACAAACAAGAACGAGUAUUUAUUAAAGCACUGCGUAUAAUCGAGGAACACACAGUCUUUGAAUAA
Leptopilina heterotoma is the source of this 2338-nucleotide messenger RNA. RefSeq lists its product as uncharacterized. Gene Ontology annotation, cellular component: nucleus; transcription regulator complex. Bases 266 to 2338 code for a protein of 690 amino acids. The transcript has 7 exons. Gene Ontology annotation, biological process: regulation of transcription by RNA polymerase II. Lineage: Eukaryota; Metazoa; Arthropoda; Insecta; Hymenoptera; Figitidae. The record is from RefSeq and is a predicted model, not a curated record.